Molecule: messenger RNA, 5624 nt
Organism: Ctenopharyngodon idella (grass carp)
Lineage: Eukaryota; Metazoa; Chordata; Actinopteri; Cypriniformes; Xenocyprididae
Product: taste receptor type 1 member 1
Exons: 8
Coding region: 789-3224 (811 amino acids)
Biological process (GO): G protein-coupled receptor signaling pathway
Cellular component (GO): membrane
Molecular function (GO): G protein-coupled receptor activity
Source: RefSeq, a predicted model, not a curated record
UCCCAACAGAUUUCACAUGGAAAUUUUGGUUUUGCAUGAUUGAGCAAUUCUCACUUAUUUUACAUGAAUUUGCCUGUUGCUUGGGUGUCGAGGUUGUGUUGUCUCUAGUUGGGUUAUCCCUAAAAGUGAAAUGAAAACUGUGGUCAAUUUUAUAGGUCAAAUUUCUGGGAAAAAGAUAUUGAGACAGGCAAAUCCAUUCCAACUGGUUUAGUCGGUGAUACACAAGUCACGCUUCUUCAGAAAUACAGCUUUGUUUUGCAGAUGAAGAUCAUCAUUAUAGUGUCACAUUCUCUUAACAGCAUAAGAGUAUAAUGUUUAAAGAGAACUGUUUUGAGCCCGUUUUGUUAUGAUGUUAGGUGUUUUAUUAACAGACGAUAUUUAUAUUACAGCAAAAAAGUUUUGACAUACUGCAUAUUUAAAUAUAAUUUUCUCCUGUCAGACUAUCAUAACAUUGUUGGAUAUGUAAUAACAGUCCCCUAAUCUGAUUUUUCUUCUCUAAAAAGAUUAAUUUAAAGGGAACAUAUAAUGAAAAUCUGACUUUUCCAUGUUUAAGUGCUAUAUCAGGUCCCCUGUGCAUCUACCAACCCAGAAAACAUGAAAAAGGACAACCCAGUAACUUUGUUUUGGCAAGCCUUUCUCUGCAAGCAUGUGAAAAAAACGAGCCGCUCAGAUAUUGCUCCCCUAGUGACGUAGGAAUUGGAUCUUAUUAUAACAUUACCGCCCCUAAAUCUGCACGUUUCCACCCACGGCGCCGCCAUUUUGUUUUCGCAAGCGAGGCAAAGCUGCAGAUGAAGAAAAUUGACAGUGGAGGGCUUCACCUUCAAGGAGAUUAUAUCAUCUCUGGCUGGUUCCCUCUCCAUAAUUCAGAGUCCACCAUCCCGUCGACACCUUACCUGACUGACUGCACAAAAGGCUUGACCAACAAGCAUGGCUAUCAUUUGGUGCAGGCCUUCAGAUAUGCUGUGGACGAAAUUAACAACAGCACCCAGGAUAAGCAACUCCUUCCAGGGGUCACGCUGGGCUAUCAGACAUAUGACUUAUGCUCCCUCCCAGCCAGCAAUCUGGCCACCCUGGAUCUGCUGACCCAGCAGCUCCACAGUUCAGUUGUGACCAGCCGCUCUGUGGCCAUCAUCGGUCCUGACAGUAGUUCCUACUCUUUCACGCCAGCCGCUGCUCUUGGUGCAUUCCUGGUGCCUCAGAUCUCCUACGAGGCCACAAAUGAACUGCUGAGCAACAAAAUUCUCUAUCCAGCUUUCUUCCGCACCAUUCCCAGUGACAAGAACCAAGUCAGCGCAAUGAUACAGAUUCUGGUCAGAUUUAACUGGACCUGGAUUGCCCUUCUCGGAAGUGACAAUUCCUACGGUAUACAAGGAAUGCAAGGCCUUUCCCAGCAAGCUUCACUUCACAAUUUAUGUAUUGCAUACCAAGCGGUGAUACCUGCAGUAACUGACAAAACAAAGCAAUACAUGCAAGACAUGGUCAAAAGCAUCAUCAAAACCAAAGUCAACACUAUAGUUGUCUUUGCCAAUAAGAGGCGGGCCGCAGGCUUCUUUCCUUUUGUUAUUGACCAAAACGUGACAGGUAAAGUGUGGAUUGGGACAGAGGACUGGUCGGUGGCGUCAACAGUGAGUAGUAUCCCAGGGAUCAGUACGAUAGGGACUGUCCUCGGUGUCGCAGUCAAAUAUGCUGAAUUCAGUGGGUAUGAAGAUUUUGAAAGGCUUUCUGUGCCUGGACUUAAAGACAUUGGUCUAAACAGUCCAUUCAACCUCAGCGUCCCAUGUAUGCAAAAUACAGACCUUUAUGAAAUAGCAAUUAAUGGCUUUUCUUUGUCGCAGUAUGACAUUGUUUCCUCCUUUAACGUGUAUAAGGCCGUGUACGCAGUGGCUCAUGCGCUGCACAACAUCCUGCAUUGUGACUCUGGACUAUGUCAGAAAUAUAAGGUGCAGCCAUGGGAGGUAUUUCACCAGCUGAAACGAGUUCAGUUUUCAAUUCGAAACACAUCAUUUUAUUUUGAUGAGAAUGGAGACCCUCCUACAGGUUACGAUAUUGUGACAUGGGUAUGGACGGAUGGCCAGUGGUCAUUGAAAGUGGUGGGAAGUUACAGUCCUAGUCCAACUGAUCUUCAGUUAGACGCCUCUCAGAUUCAAUGGACAGGCCAGUUGUCUUCUGUAACCAAGGUUCCUGAGUCGCUGUGUUCUCCAGAGUGUCCCUACGGACACAGAAAGCUCAUGACCGGACAGCAUAAGUGUUGCUUUGACUGCAUGGCAUGCCCUGCCGCCACCUUCCUCAACAAAUCUGGAUACACUAGCUGCCAAGCAUGUGCCAAAGAUUACUGGUCUGAAGCAGAGAGUGAGACAUGUAAGAAGAGGGCAGAGCUGUACCUGUCGUGGGGCACUCCGCUCACUACAGCCCUGCUCAUAUACCUGGGUGUGACCCUGUUUCUCACCCUGGGCACAGCUCUCAUCUUCCUGUUUAACCUCAGUACCCCUGUGGUGAAGUCGGCCGGAGGGAAGACCUGUCUGCUGAUGUUGGCGUCUCUGACCGUGGCCUCCUGCAGCACACUGUGCCACUUCAGCAGACCGUCCCGCAUCGGCUGCCUCCUCAAACAGCCGCUCUUCAUCAUCAGCUUCACCGUGUGCCUGGCGUGUGUGACUGUGCGCUCUUUUCAGGUGGUUUGUAUAUUUAAAUGGUCCUCCAAGCUGCCAAGAUUCUAUGAGACCUGGGCUAGGAAGCGAGGCCCUGAGAUGUUCAUCCUCAUCAUGACAGUGGUGGAGGUCUUAAUCUCUCUUCUUCGCAUGCUUCUCGACCCUCCCUUUCCAUCUCAGGAUUAUGACUUCUACCAUGACAGCAUUAUUCUGGAGUGCAGUAAGACUCUGUCUCUCGGGGCCUUCGCCGAGCUCAUUUUUGUGUGCGUGUUGAGCUUAAUUUGUUUCUGCCUGAGCUACAUGGGAAAAGAUCUGCCUGCCAAUUACAAUGAGGCUAAAUGCAUUACAUUUAGUCUCAUGAUAUAUAUGAUUUCUUGGAUCACUUUCUUUACAGCUUACUGCAUUUCCAGAGGGAGCUUCGCCAUGACCCUAAAUGUAGGCGCCAUCCUUUUUAGUGUGCUAGGGAUACUCGGCGGCUACUUUUUGCCGAAGGUGUACAUAAUCUUGAUAAAACCCCAAAUGAAUACCACAGCUCACUUCCAAAAUUGCAUUCAAAUGUACACCAUGUCCAAGCAGUGAAAGCAAAUAAGACUUUCUACUAUGUCUCUCAACAUCAGGAUAAUCCAAUAGUGCCUUCUAACAAUACAGAGCAACAUAAUCCCAGUUUCAGCCUUUUAGAAGCAGUCGAUACUCUGAUUGUCCUUAGACUGUGACUGCUUGGCAGAUGCGUAGCCAGUGGGCAGAUCGUCAGAGAAAGCCUAAUUGUGUUGGCUACCAAACGGGCAGAGCAAACGGUUCGGCUGCCUUGCGUGAACAUCUGUUAUGUGCUCCGUUCUCAUGGGUGCCCAGUUUCACUCGAAACAAUUCUGAGAAAAGAUUUAAUUGGGCAGCUAAUUUUGAAGAUAAGAGGACAGAUGGCGUCACUUGUCCGGUUUGUCUUUAGUAAAUCGUAAUGCCCGAAAUUGUAAAGUUUUCAGUAAAUAUAUUCAAAAAUAUAGGAUAAAUAUGGGAAAACUGGUAACACUUUACAAUAAGUCCCAUCAGUUAGACACCAAUACUUUUUUCUUUUUUUUUAGAGAAUUUAUUAAUCGUUGUUAAAGUUAGUUUUUAAAAAUGCAACUGUUUAUUGUUAAUUCAAGUUCAUUUGGUUCCAUUAAAUAUUAUUGAAGUCCGCAUGAAACAGAAUUUGCAAUAGUCUUUACAUAUCUGAGUGAAACAGCUUUUCAAACAAGAAAAAAUGUAGGGCAGGACUUGAUUUUGUCUAUCAGAAAUUGAUUGGAUCGUUACAGUUUAGAACAAUUUGUCCCGCCCUCACACGAGUAAACGUCAUUAGAAAAGAGAAGAGAUAGCAUUGUAAGUGGGAGGAGAAGUUUUUAGAGUAAAGAUUAUAUGGGUGCACAAUGAUGUGCAUCGAUAAAUCAUUUAUAAUAGUGCGAUAUUCCAUAAAAAGAACAGGAAUUGUACAUUUUGAUUUCAUUCUGACUUUAACAGAUACAAUUAUUAAUUUUAACAAUUAACAAUUGUUUUACAAUUUUAACAAUUGUUUCUCAGGUUUUGUGUUGUGGGACUUUUAUUUUGAAGUGUGUUUUAUGCUCAGCUUGUUUCAGUGUUUCAUCCCUGUGAUUUGUUCCUGUUUCCUUUGUUUCCAUUACUAAAAUUAGUUAAAAUUGAAUAUAUUUGAAUAUGAAAGAUUUAUGAAAGAACCUUAUUGUAAAGUGUUACCGGAAAACUCAGUUGUCAGUGUGUGUGCUGUGAGCAUAAGGUCCAAAAGCCUGAGACCAUAGUGAUAGUUUUACUAUAUAACCAGAGUAGAACUGAUUUGAAAAUAAAUUAAUAAAAAUGUAAAUGUAUUAGUAUUUGGUUUGUCCCUCUUUUGCUUUAAUGACAGCAGCACUCAAGAUGCAUAAACUCCAAAAGUUUGUUAAAUCUGAUAACUUUUUCCAGCAUGAUUUGAGAUGAUCCAAAGAGCAUCUUGAGCUUUAAUGGAAGAACAUCUGACUGUCUGUAUAAUGAGUCAAAUGAACAGUUGUACAAUUUUACUUUGAUUAAUGACUUAGGAAUAGUACAGAAUCUUCCUUUUUUUUUUUCUCAAAAUCCUAAAAUUUUCUGUUUAACACCAGGUUUAAAUUAAAUUAUUCCAAAUCCCAGAUUCUCCAUGUAGACUUUUGGACUCUUCUGUAGCUCUCCUAAUUUUUCAGUAAUGUUCAGUGACACACAAACACACACACACACACACACACACACACACACACACACACACACACACUUGCAUCAGCCCCUGGGAAAAGAUAGGAUGAAAGGCUUGCUGUUGUUAGGGAGGUCAUCUCCAUUGACUCCAGAACGUGUGAGUUGGGAGCAUGGAAGUGUUUCCCACACUACUUUUCCAUUGUGAGUGUGAUAUUCUCAGGAGGGAAGGACAAUAGACGUGUGCCUGUAGAGGGAGGCUGUGUAGUUGUACUUACUUGACAUUACCCAUCUGUGCUGGUAGAAACCUAAAAUAGACAUAGUCUAGAGUUAUUUGAGAGUUUAAAAUAAUGCAUAUGCAUGAUGCAUAAUUAAUGCAUAUCAUAUGAAAUUUAACUCUAUUCCAGCAAAAUAAUAAUACAAUUAAUAAAUAAAAAAAACCUGAAUUUCUCUGUCUGCCUCACAAAAAAAAAUUGGACCUCCAAUCAAACUCUCCCUUGAAGCCAUUUUGUAAGUUUUAGGCUGUGAUAUUUUUUAUAUUUUAUUUAUAUAUAUUAUAUAUAUUAUUAUUUCUGUACACCUUAUUUAACAGAACUACACAUUUACAGAAGUAAAAUCAAUGGUUCACAGAAGUUGAAAGAUAGUCAGUUAGCUCAGUUUACCUACAGUUAGUAGAUUAGCCCAUUGCUACAAGUGAAGUUUUUUGUAAUCCCCUAAUUUAACAUAAUUAGCUUGUUAAUUUAUAGUUUCAACUCUGUAUUUUCAUAGCAGAUGUUUUUUAAGCAAAUGAUUAAA